This is a messenger RNA of Camarhynchus parvulus, 3174 nucleotides long. It is a transcript of the gene RHBDD2, whose product is annotated as rhomboid domain containing 2. The record is from RefSeq and is a predicted model, not a curated record. NCBI's taxonomy places the organism in Eukaryota, Metazoa, Chordata, Aves, Passeriformes, Thraupidae. Gene Ontology annotation, molecular function: serine-type endopeptidase activity. Gene Ontology annotation, cellular component: membrane.
AUGGCGGCGGCGCUGAGGGGCGGAGAGAGCGGAAGAAGCGCAGGCAGCGACCCGCCCGCCGCGCCGGCCGCGCGCACACUGAGCGCCUCCUGUUGCCAUGGUAACGCAGGCCUUCCGGCGGCGGCCGGAAGCGGGGCGCGCGGGGCAGCAAUGGCGGCGCCCUCGGCCCCGCCGGCCGCCGCCGCCCUCACGGUGCUGCUGUCGCUCGGAGCCUCCGCGCCCGGGCUGCUGUGGGGUGUCCCCGCCGCCCGCUCCGCCGCCGCGCUGCGCCCCGCAGCCCUGCACGACGGGGAAGUUCACAGGUUGAUCACCUACAUCUUCAUCUAUGAGGACCUGAUCUCCCUGGCCUGUGGUGCUGUUAUCAUCUGGUACUUUGCUGGCAGCUUUGAGAAGAACGUGGGCACAGUGAAGCACUGCAUCCUCACUGCCACUUUCUCUGUGCUCUCUGCCCUCCUCUACCUCUUCCUCCAGCCCCUUGUCUCCAGGCUGCUGGAAGUGGGAGAUGCCAAGGGGUUCAUGCCAGUGGCUUUUGCCAUGCUGGGGGUGUCCACCACCCGCUCACGCAUGAAGAGGACUCUGCUUUUGGGGUGCAGAGUUCCUGUGCUGCUGGUGCCGUGGUUUGGGCUCUGCCUGGCGUGGUUUGUCCCCCACUCUUCCCUCUUGGGGAACCUGUGUGGGCUCCUGGUUGGGGAAGCCUAUGGCCUUGGCUACUGUUUCUGCUUGGAUUUUCCCGAGUCUGUGGGCUCUAAGCUGGACCGGGUGUUCCCUUUCACUCUGCUGAAGAGGAUACCAGGGCUGAAAUACAUCCCAGGGUCCUUGGCAGAGAGAAGAGCCUCUGGAAACAGCAUGAUUAACGCUGUGCCUGGCACUUACCCCACGCAGAGCUACCACUGCCCAUCGCCUCUGGCUCUUCCUGCUCACCCCAGUGCUCAGGGCCAGGGCUUUCAUCACAGCCACGCUCUGGGACACCAGGCACUUCAGCAGGGCCCUGCUGCAGGGCACAGCCUCAGCUCUGCCCCCUGCCAAGGCAGAGGUGCCUUUGGAGAGUGCCCUGGGCAGGCCCAGGCUGGAGCCUCACCAGGACAGUGCUGCCAGCUGGGCAAAUUCUCUGUCCCACAGCGUGUGUGCCCGGCUCAGCCACAGCCACCCACAGCCAUGGGCCUUCAGCAAGCACCAGGGUAUCCAGCAGCCCCAGUGGUUCCUGUUCCAGCUGAAUUCACCAGAGUCCAGGUGUACUGAUCCUCCAGAGAGCAGCAGGACUCACACAGGGCAGGACUGCUGUGUGAGGCUGGCACAGCAGUGCUUUGCUGGGAUCUGUGCUGUGUCUGGGUUAGUGUUGGUAUCUCCAGUGAAGGCCAUUCCCCUGCUCCCUGGCACAGUCUGCUUGAAUUAUAUUUCCUUUAUGUUUUUUUUUUUUUUUACUUUUUGAUGUGGCUGGAGGAUGGGAACUGUAUCACCUCUGUGAACUUCUCAUCCUUUUAAAGUCUUCUUUGCUGCAUUUAGCAGCUGCCUUUUUCCACAAGUCCAAUGGAGUUCCAGUGCACCAGCUCCCCAGGCCAAGGUGGGAACCUCAGUGGCAAAACACUGAGCAAAUCUGGGCUUUAACUAAGCUGCAGCAAUAAGCACUUCCCAUUUACAUUCCUGUCUUUUUAUACAGGUGUGAUGUAGCUAGAACCCAAAAGAGUGAGAAUCAUAGGAGCCUUAGUUUGUAACUUAAAAUUAAAUGGAGGAGGACAAUGUCUGUUCUACUGGUGACUUGUCCACUUAAGAGAGUGCCUUGAAGGGGUGCUUGUUACACCAAGCUGGGGCAGGAAGAUAGAAUACAGAGUACCUUCUUCUGCCCCAACACACAGCUCUAAAAUGCUGAAGGUUCUGUGCCUGCAUCAAUGAAUUGCCCUCAUUUUCUGAGAGCACCAGCUCAGCCUGUAUCACCAGCACUUGGCAACCUCAAAUGCCUGUGAAGUAGUGAGAGACUUUUCAGUAAGGGAUUUUGGCCCUUUGUGGAGCAAAUAUUUAUAAAUCCAAGGAGCUGGGAGGGACCUUAACAAUGGGUUAGAAGAAUUAAGUGGAAUGUAGCAGUGCUGUUGAGGGUGUUCACACUGCUCAGCUUCAGAAAUCUCACCCACCAAUAUCAGCACAAUCUCUCUGUUUUUUGCAGAGCUGGUGGGCAGGUGUGUGGGAGAGGGGAGUUUUCAGCCAGGGAUUUACAAUAGGAUUCACUGUUUGGUGCCUGAGGCUGUAAUGAAGGAAUUGCUGGGAUUUGAGCUUUAUUCCCAGCUGUGUAGCCCACUGUAGAGUGCCCAGGAGGAAUCUGCUGUCUCUGUGUCUGUAAAUCAGUCAAGAUCUCAACAACUGCCCUUGACUCUCCUUGGAGUUUUGCUGUGCUCCAUAAACAAGUGCUCCAUGAAGCACAAAGUGCCAUUCCUGCUCUGGGAGAUGUUCUGGCAGUGCCUCACCCAUCCCCAGAAACUCAACAGCCUCGGGGCUCCUCCCUGCUCUCCAGUGAGCCUGGCCAGAGGCAGCUCUGGCACAUUCCAAACCUCUUUCAUUUUUCCAUCAUCAGGAUGUGAACAAACCCUGAGUUGCCAUCCAGCUGCUUUGCUUCUCCAGCAGCCCCUCUUUUGUCACUGCCAUGGUCCCAUGUGGGAUGCAGGGGCUUCCUUUUGGAGGAGACCAAAGUUAGUGCUGAGAACUUGCUCCUCACAGGAGUAAGACAAGAGUAAGAAGCUCUUCUUGUGAAGGUGAGCACCUAGGCAGGGCUUUUAGCAGCAACUUGGGAACCAACUUGGGGUUUUGGGACAACAAUGUUUCAUACCCUGAUUAUUUCUCUCCUCUGUGGGAUCACAAACAGACUUGAUUUCAUGGUCCUCUUUUUCCUGCUGACAGCAAUGGCAUUGUUAUACUUUUAGUGUGCAGCAAGAGCAGGAUAAGGAGCUUGUUUGGAAUUUAAAAGCAUGUUUUUAAUACCAGGAAAGAAAUGCUAGAGAUAACAUUGAAAUGUUGACACUCCACUCCUGUUAGUGCCUUGAUUUUUCCUCCUUGUGAAAUCCUUGCCUGUAAACUGAGGAAUUUUACUACUGAUUUUUUUUUUCCAGAAGGGUGAUGAGGAUCAAUAGCAAUCACAAAUGUUGUGUGUCUCCAAACUGUGAACUUGAAAUAGAAUCUGAAAGAUGG